CUCGCAAGUAAAAGAAGUAAACUGUAGUCUAAGUUAAUCUAAGUUUAUGGAUAUGAUUGCAUGACAAAUAAACGUUAAUAAAAUCAUAACUACUAUUAAAGUGCUAUCGACGAUAUUUAUAACCUAAGAUGACAGGAAAUUUAACAAAAGCAGUCAGAAAGCAGCUGGUAGCCUGGAUUGGAACGGGAUCAAAGAAGUUUACUUUGUUGUAUAGUAUAACAAAAGAUGGCUGCUCGCCUCAGACCUUCCAUCAGAAAUGCGACAUGAAAGGAGCAACCGUUACUCUGCUAUACAAUGAGCAGAAAUCAGUAUUUGGAGGAUACGCUAGUUUACCAUGGUUUUCCAUUGGUGGUUCUCAUGUAAGAGAUGAUGCUGCGUUCUUGUUUCAACUACGGUUCUCUGGAGUUAACAGGCUGAACAAGUUUCCGGUGAAGCCUGACAAUGCCAGUGGGCUGUACUAUGGUCUCGAUUACGGACCAACAUUUGGUAAAGGACAUGACCUACUCACCUUUACUAAUUCACCAUCUUCAUCGAAUGGGAUAUAUGCAUUAAACGGUAGUAUGAGUGCAAGCAGUUAUGACAUGAAAGGUUUAGGAGCAGAACAUAUUAACAAUGGGUCGAUGAAAUGCUUGGAAUUAGAGGUGUACAAAGUGGAAGAUAUUCCACAACAAUGGCGUAAAACAUCCAAGUGGUGCAAGGAACUUGAAGAAUCGCUUAAAAGUUCAGUCUCCAGCAUGCGGCCCGCUAGGGAACUAAAGGUUUCCGACUUCCGGCUCCUGCUACUUGGUCCCGUGGGUUCUGGGAAAUCAAGUUUCUGUAAUACCGUGACGUCCGUCUUCCAAGACAGGAUCACACAAAGGGCUAUAUGCGGCAAAGCGGCACACAGCAUAACGUCCGUGUACCACCCAUAUACAAUCAAAGUACGUUCUGGAGGCUGCCUUAACUUCCGCCUCUGUGACACACGUGGACUGGAGGAGGAGCUGGGCAUCGACCUGAUACAGUGCAACCAUCUGCUAGAUGGAAAUCUGCCAGAGUUCUUUCAGUUUAGUGCUGACUCUGGAGUUGACACAAAUGAUUCGUUAUUUGUCCAGGAGCCAACCCUGGCCGACAAAAUCCACUGUGUGGCCUUUGUUCUGGAUGGUGCUACACUUGAUGAACUUCCACAGCGUGUGAUUGACAAGAUGAAGGAUUUCAGAAAACUCUGUACUCGGAAGCAUAUUCCCCAAGCAGUAUUACUUACGAAAGUUGAUCUCAUCGAUGAUGUAGUGGCCAGUUCAGUGAACUCAGUGUUAGAGAGUAUCGAUGUCGGCGAAAAGGUCCAGGAAGCCGCCGAACUUCUGGGUAUUCCGGAAUACAACAUUCAUCCAAUCAAGAACUACAAUACAGAGGUAGAACUGGACGAAGGUGUCAACAUCCUCGCCCUACAUGCGCUCCAACAGAUGCUGAACUACGCGGAGGAUUUUAUGGAGAAUAUUCAACAGAGGGAAGGAAAGUCGCUACGGAAUUAUGAGGAAUAUUACAUGUCCGAGUCGGAUGUGAUUGAAGAAAAAACUGGAACGCUUUAAAUGCCGCCUGAUAUCUGUCCAAAGGAAUAAUAUAAUUCGAUAUAUUAACUCUUACGUUUCGAUUAUCCCAAGUGUACAAAUUAGUAUAAUACUUCUGUUACAUUUAAUGCAAUCAUCUGUUAGUAAAUGGUGCAUACUUUAUCUAGGUGAUUUAAAAAUGUAUAUAUUACUUUAAUGUAUACGACUUUGAUCGUUAUCGAGCAUGACUAAAGUGUUACAAUGUUUUUAUUGGAGAUGAUUUUGUAUAGGCUCCUUUUUGCGUUUUGUAUUUGUUACAUAAAUACGUAGUUUAAAUUCAGUUCUUCAUUGAGUAUGUUUUUAUUUUAAUUGUUUAGUGACCUAAAAUCAUUUAAGUAUUUUUUGUUCCUUCAAAAAAUAUUUUAAGAAUGCGGUUAUUCUGAUUGGUUUAAAAUGUUCUAAAGUUUUCUGUUUAUUCUAUGUUUAGAAGUUUAAGAAUUUAACAAGAGUCUUAUAAUAUAAUUCGAGAGAAUGUU
Molecule: messenger RNA, 2059 nt
Organism: Mya arenaria
Lineage: Eukaryota; Metazoa; Mollusca; Bivalvia; Myida; Myidae
Product: interferon-induced protein 44-like
Exons: 7
Coding region: 129-1565 (478 amino acids)
Source: RefSeq, a predicted model, not a curated record